GAUAGUGUAGGUUUACACCGAAGAUUAUGAUACCGAACCAAUAGUUCCACCCCCAAAAUCUUAAAACUAGGUCGUGUAAUACAAGACUUAUAGAUUGAUCUUAAUAUUUUACAAUAUAAUUGAUUGCGUGUAGUAACCUAUGCAAUCAAUCAUAAAAAAAACAAUCAACCCGACAAUCAUUUGACAGCUCUUUGUAACACUAGCCCUGAUCUCUAACUGUCAACGUUCCUUGCAUUUGAGAAUGGGGUCUAUUUUACAAUUUUCAGCAUUUCUACAUGUUACAAUUACUCUAUUCUCGUGUGUCUCUGGUCAAGCUGUUGGUAACCCAGUAAUCACUCUUAAUGGAGGGGGUAAGUUAGAAGGGAUCACCAUACCAUACAGUGAAUCACAAUUUUUAAACUUGAGUAAAUCGAUCGAUGCUUUCCUUGGGGUGCCGUUCGCUCACCCUCCUGUCGGAGAUCGCCGGUUCGCCAAUCCGGUACCAAUCGACAUCCAGGGCACCUAUAAUGCGACUUAUAGCAGGGCAGAGUGUCCUCAACUAACUCCUUUGACUGAUCUACCUGGAAUUGAGAUAGGUCGAGAAGUUAAUGAAGAUUGCCUCUAUUUGAGCAUCUACACACCAUCCCCGAAGCCGACAUCCUUGGCUCCUGUGUUUGUAUGGAUACAUGGAGGUGGCUACAUGAUCGGGGGUGGAUCUGAACUUAUUUAUCAGCCUCUACCUAUGGUCGCACUCUCAAAUAUUAUCGUUGUCAAUGUCAAUUAUAGACUGGGAGCAUUCGGCUAUUUUACAUCAGGUGAUGAUGUGGCUAAAGGGAAUUAUGGGAUGUUGGAUCAGGUUAUGGCUCUUCAGUGGGUUCAAGAUAACAUAGAAGCUUUCGGUGGAGACCCCAGGAGGGUAACGAUAGGAGGAGAAAGUGCUGGUGGAUCUAGCGUCAACCUACUGUCCUUAUCAACUCUUACUGAUGGCCUUUUCCAACAGACAAUAAUGCAGAGUGGCAACGCACUUUGCCCUUGGUCUUGGACGACAAAUGAACAUGGAGCAAGAGCAGGUCGAGAACUCGCCAUGUCUCUAGGGUGUCCGACUGAGGACAGUUCAACAAUGGUUGCUUGCUUGAGAGAAGUACCUCAACGAAACCUUACCCAAGCUAUGGUUACCAUCUCAUCAGCGCUUUCUUCGCCUGUAGUCGAUGGUUACUUUCUAUCGGACACUCCCUUGGAGUUGAUCAACCGUCGUCAGUUUAAAGUACAACCAACCCUGAUGGGUACAAACGAGGAUGAGGGUGCAGGUGGCGCCUUGAGUCUGUUUCCUGGCACAGCUCGUUCAGAAACGCCCCCUCUCAUGAACAUCUCAUUCUUUAGAAGCCUUAUACAAUCUCAGACGUACAACGACGCAACCGACAUUGAACUUGCUGCCAUUGAGAACGAGUACGUUGAUUGGUCCGUGGCCGAUGAUCCAAACGGAAAUCAAAUCGAUGGGUUCAUACGACUAAGUACCGAUAUUGACUUUGCCUGUCCAACGGAGUAUUUGGCCCGAGCAUUAGAAUCAUCCGGGGCUGAUGUUUAUCGAUACGAGAUGACACACGACCCAUCAUGGUCGGUAUAUGCAGGUAUUCCAAAGUGGUUGGGGGCAGCACACGCAGAGGAUCUUCAAUACGUCUUCACAUGGGGUUUGAAUCCUGCACCUAUCGCCCAAAUCGUUGGUCAAUCAGACGAAGAAAAGGCAUUGUCCGUUCAAUUUGUUCGUUACUGGGCAAACUUUGUGAUAUCAGGGAACCCUAAUGGACCAUUAGACACUGGAGACUACCCAGAAUGGCCAAGGUAUACGAUGCCUGGUCAAGAAUACAAGAAGUUAUCUUUGGAUAUGGCAAAUGACCGUGCAAUGAGAGCAUCGCAGUGUUCGCUAUGGAGGAACUUUCUUCCAGGUCUCAGAAUCCAAGCAGAUCCUGUUGAUGAUAUCUACGAAGAUUGGCAGGACCAGUUUGAAAGAUGGAAGACUACUGAUCUACCAUCCUGGACGAUUGAGUUUGAAAAUUAUAAACAAAGUAAUUCUUGCAACACAGAAGUGCCAUAAAAUAUCGUCCAUAAACUAUUUGAUGAAACCAACAAUAAAAUACUAGUAAAUGAAAUUCAGAUUCGGUUAUUGCUUUCAUUUGUAAUACAUUUUCAUGUUAUUUUUUGUAAACAUUUAGAUAAUCAGCAUCUAUUUAGGUCAGCACUGAGGCAAUCGUCGUUAUGUUUAAAUAAUUAUUAUUGUAGUAAUUAUGUACAUUGAAAUAUAAUUCUGAUUUUCAGAGAGAAGACAGGCAGUGAUGACACUUCUGUUCAUAAUUCAAAAUUAUUUGUGAUAGUUCUCAUUAUGAUCAGUACUUAACUUCGACUUUCGUGAUUCA
This is a messenger RNA of Lytechinus variegatus (green sea urchin), 2390 nucleotides long. Its product is annotated as cholinesterase 1-like. The coding region runs from base 242 to 2071 and encodes 609 amino acids. The record is from RefSeq and is a predicted model, not a curated record. The transcript has 10 exons. NCBI's taxonomy places the organism in Eukaryota, Metazoa, Echinodermata, Echinoidea, Temnopleuroida, Toxopneustidae.